AUGCAGAAGUUGCAACCAUCAGAUAAGUCCAUUUCCAAUACAUCUGAUUCGACUUUUAUAACUUUAUCCAACUCAACGUGUAUCGAGACGGAUUUUCAGAAAUAUUUUGAGCCAAAGCUGAUAGCCCUCGGUCCUUUGCAUCAUCGCAGCCAAAGGUUGGAGCGAGCUGAGAAGACCAAGCUCAGAUUCUCAUCAGAGGAGAAUGAAACGACUGUCCAAUCUUUGUUUAACAAGAUCAAGGCAGAGGUAAAUGAUCUGAGGAGAUAUUACGAUCCGAAAGAUAUAGAGCAAUACGCUGAUGAUGAGUUAUCUCAGAUGUUCGUCGUUGACGGGUCAGUGCUGUUAUUCGCCAUACACUACGGCGUCGAACGUAAGUUUGGCAAACUAAAAACCAAAGCAGUUCGUCUCGUAUUUGCACCAGUUGAUCUGUUCAUGCUGGAAAACCAACUUCCUUACGGAGUCCUCCAGAUUUUGAUCGACUCAACCAAGGAACCCAAAAAAUGGAAAGACUCGAUCACAAAAUUCAUAGCGGAUAACGUCCUGACUAAUAUACAAAGUGGACAGCAGAGCCUGUUGAAAAUUGGUGCAACUUGCAACGAAAGUUGCAAGCGAGUAGCACCAUCGGUUCCGUUGACCCCCUACUUGGCUCGACUAUAUUGCAUGGUUUACACCCAUUUUAGUCAACCAUGGACUAUCGUCGGCUUCUUGGGUGGGAUAACAUAUCUUAUCUUCUCCGGUAUUUCGACUUUCGUCUCUUCACAGAAAAAUAUUAAAUUCAGACAAGGAUUAAUCUUCGGUUUUUUCGAUAUUAAUUGA
Messenger RNA from Hibiscus syriacus, 816 nucleotides. RefSeq lists its product as uncharacterized. Lineage: Eukaryota; Viridiplantae; Streptophyta; Magnoliopsida; Malvales; Malvaceae. The record is from RefSeq and is a predicted model, not a curated record. The transcript has 4 exons. Bases 1 to 816 code for a protein of 271 amino acids.